AGGUGGCUAUGGCUACUGGACAGGUGCUGUUUCAACGCUUUUUUUAUACCAAGUCUUUCGUGAAGCAUUCCAUGGAGCUGUUGGAGGCAAUCAGCUCCAGAUUUGAGCAAAACAUCAGUAUGUUGCAAUACUUAUAUUUCAGCAUGUGUCAAUGGCCUGUGUUCAUCUGGCAUCCAAAAUCGAAGAAGCACCGAGGCGCAUAAGGGACGUUAUUAAUGUGUUCCAUCGCCUUCGACACAUAAGGGAAAAAAAAAAACCUGUGCCUCUGAUAUUGGAUCAAGAGUAUGUUAACUUGAAGAACCAAAUUAUUAAGGCAGAAAGAAGAGUCCUAAAGGAGUUGGGAUUUUGUGUUCACGUAAAGCAUCCGCAUAAGAUAAUCGUUAUGUAUCUUCAGGUAUUAGAAUGUGAACGUAACCAACACCUGGUCCAGACCUCAUGGAAUUACAUGAAUGACAGCCUGAGAACAGAUGUCUUUGUAAGAUUCCAGCCAGAAAGCAUUGCGUGUGCCUGUAUUUACCUUGCUGCCAGGACACUGGAGAUUCCUCUUCCUAAUCGCCCACACUGGUUUCUACUCUUUGGAGCAACAGAAGAAGAGAUUCAAGAAAUCUGUUUAAAAAUUUUGCAACUUUAUACUCGGAAAAAGGUUGAUUUAACUGAUCUGGAAAGUAAAAUAGAAAAAAAGAAACUAGCAAUUGAAGAGGCAAAAGCACAAGCUAAAGGUCUGCUACCUGAGGGAACCCCAAGUUUGGAUAAUACAUCAGGAUUUUCGCCUGUACCAAAAAAUGAAUCUCCCAAAGAAAUUAAGGGAAACAAACCUUCACCACUACCUGUACAGGCAAUGAAGAAUGCUAAAAGAAAAACUGAGGGAGCAAAAAGAGUGGGAUCAAAUAGCCCAGUAAAUGGUGUUCAGAAAGGAAGAGAAAGUAGAAGUCGAAGUGGAAGUAGAGAUCAGAGUUAUUCAAGAUCGCAGUCCAGGUCUGCAUCCCCUAAGCACAGGAAAAGUGAAAGUUACUCCACUUCAAGUGGUUCCAAAUCCCACAGCCGCUCUAGGAGUCGCAGUGACUCUCCUCCAAGGCAGUUCAACCACACUUCUGCUUACAAAGGUUCCAAGAUGAGAAGUUACAAGAAAUCAAAAGACUACAAAUACUCAGCACACAAACCAAGGAAAUCCCGCAGUAGAAGUUCGUCGCGUUCCAGGAGCCGGUCCCGGGAGCGCUCGGACCAUUCAGGAAAGUACAAGAAGAAAAGUCACUACUACAGAAAUCACAGGCACGAGCGUUCGCGCUCCUAUGAGCGAACGAGUCAUCGCUAUGACCGAGACCACCCUGGCCACAGCAGGCACAGGCGAUGAGUAGGACAAAGAGCUCUUUCCUUUGG
Tinamus guttatus (white-throated tinamou) is the source of this 1377-nucleotide messenger RNA. RefSeq names its product cyclin L2 (gene CCNL2). The record is from RefSeq and is a predicted model, not a curated record. Gene Ontology annotation, molecular function: cyclin-dependent protein serine/threonine kinase regulator activity. NCBI's taxonomy places the organism in Eukaryota, Metazoa, Chordata, Aves, Tinamiformes, Tinamidae. Gene Ontology annotation, biological process: regulation of transcription by RNA polymerase II.